ACAGCCCUGCCACUGAGAGAGAGCAUAAUGACGUGGUGAACUCGGUUCUGUGUGAAAAAAAGAACAAUAAAUUGCCGACAAAUCUCUAGUGUAAUUAAAUUAGUUACCGCACAGGAAAGCACUUGGCCAGGAGCUCAUCCCUGCGAUUCCUGGAACAUUGGCAAUCUCAAUCUCGCCAUCCUCCGACACAAUCUAAUCUUAAGAACCCUACAACAGGGAGGAAGAAGAAGAAGCAGCAGAGGGCGACAACGACUGCGGGCGGUGCAGAAUAUGAAUUAGAGAAUAAUUAGCGAUUGGAGCGCCCUGUUUUGUGUUUUGUUAGCCCCUUUCCGGCAGCCCCGCACCCCCCCGUCCGCCCGGAGCAAAGCCAAUCCUCGGAAUCCGGAAUCGAUACACGUGUGCAGCAGCGUCAAAGUCAACAAUAAAAAAACUUAAAGGCCGGAGAUUAAUGAGAGGCUAGCGAAGCGACGACCAUGAUGAACGAGGACAGCAGCGCUGCCAGCGGCGGCGGCGUCAAGAAGUUCUUUCAGCGCCUCUCACAGACCUACCAAUCCACCUUGGACCGCAGCACACCGCACACACGGAUGCGCUGGGUCUUUGCCGGCUUCCUGCUCCUGCUCUUCGUGCUGCGCAUCUUCAUCCACCAGGGCUGGUACAUCGUCUGCUAUGCGCUGGGCAUCUACCACCUCAACCUGUUCAUCGCCUUUCUGACGCCCAAAAUCGAUCCCGAGUUCGAUCCCUACUCGCAGGAGGACGAGGACGAGGGACCCAAUCUGCCCACGCGCAGCAACGAGGAGUUCCGGCCCUUCAUCCGCCGCCUGCCGGAGUUCAAGUUCUGGCUGUCGGUGGCGAAAAGCACGCUGAUCGGUCUUAUUUGCACGUUCUUCGACUUCUUUAAUGUGCCCGUGUUCUGGCCCAUUCUGGUCAUGUACUUCAUCACGCUCUUCUGCAUCACGAUGAAGCGCCAGAUCAAGCAUAUGAUCAAGUACAAGUACUUGCCGUUUACGCGCAACAAGCCAAGGUAUCAGCGUGUGAACGACCUGGCGGGAUCGGGACCAGGAUCCGUGGCGUCGGCGGGUCAUGCGAAGUGACAA
Drosophila takahashii is the source of this 1094-nucleotide messenger RNA. Its product is annotated as protein RER1. The record is from RefSeq and is a predicted model, not a curated record. Gene Ontology annotation, cellular component: Golgi membrane. Gene Ontology annotation, biological process: protein retention in ER lumen; retrograde vesicle-mediated transport, Golgi to endoplasmic reticulum. NCBI's taxonomy places the organism in Eukaryota, Metazoa, Arthropoda, Insecta, Diptera, Drosophilidae.